ACUGCAGACACAGUACAGGGGAUGACCAGAGACUGUGGACACAGUGCAGGAGAUGACCAGAGACUGUGGACACAGUGCAGGAGAUGACCAGAGACUGUGGACACAGUGCAGGAGAUGACCAGAGACUGUGGACACAGUACAGGUGAUGACCAGAGACUGUGGACAACAGUGCAGGAGAUACCAGAGACUGCAGACAGUGCAGGAGAUACCAGAGACUGCAGACAGUGCAGGAGAUACCAGAGACUGCAGACAGUGCAGGAGAUACCAGAGACUGCAGACAGUGCAGGAGAUUCCAGAGACUGCAGACAGUAAAGGAGAUUACCAGAGACUGCGUAC
Molecule: messenger RNA, 336 nt
Organism: Staurois parvus
Lineage: Eukaryota; Metazoa; Chordata; Amphibia; Anura; Ranidae
Source: the annotation of a GenBank genome assembly